This is a messenger RNA of Toxorhynchites rutilus septentrionalis, 5559 nucleotides long. RefSeq lists its product as uncharacterized. Bases 1 to 5559 code for a protein of 1852 amino acids. Gene Ontology annotation, biological process: DNA integration. The record is from RefSeq and is a predicted model, not a curated record. Gene Ontology annotation, molecular function: nucleic acid binding. The transcript has a single exon. Lineage: Eukaryota; Metazoa; Arthropoda; Insecta; Diptera; Culicidae.
AUGGAUGAAGCGUUGAAAGUCGCUGCUGAAAAACGAAAGCGUAUGAGAGAAGAUAUGGAAAAGAAAUUAAAGCUUGCGCAGAUGGAUAUCGAGCUCGAGAAUGAAAAACGCGAUAUGCAAUGGGCGAUAGAGAAGAAAAUUUUAGAGAUGAAGAUAGCCACCGAAAGAGCCUUUAACGAGAGAAGGGAGGUGGAACGUAAAAAACUGCAACAAGAUUGGGACCAGCUCGUACAACAACGAACGCAUAAGUUGGAGAAGCGAACGAAGAAGUCCAAACGCAAUAAGGCACGAAAAGAGGAUACGGAAAAUCCUGAAGCAUUUGACGUCGGACAGCCAAGUAAUUCGACUCCAAAGGCGCAACCUGGAAGCUCACGGGCCCCCUUUGAAUCUACGCAGUUGCAGGAAAAACCGAAAAAUGAUCAAAAUGCACGUCUGUUGAGCAAAAAGAAAGACGAUAACCAGCAUAAUGAUGUCAAUGAUGACGAAUCGUGCACAUCCGAAUCCGAUUCUUCUGCACACAGUGACAACGAAGGAACAGAGAAAGCUGAAACGACAAUACCGACGAAAUCACAACUAUCUGCACGCCAGUUUCUGUCCCGGAAACUUCCAACGUUCACCGGGCGGCCGGAUGAUUGGCCGAUGUUCUUCAGCAGCUUUGAGACAUCGACGAAAGCUUGUGGAUUCUCUAAUUUGGAAAAUUUAGCCCGUCUACAGGAGAGCUUAAGAGGCCCAGCGAGAGAUGCAGUAAGUAGCCGACUUUUGCUACCCGACUCCGUACCGAAAGUUAUGGAGACUCUGCGAAUGCUCUACGGACGACCAGAGCAGCUUCUAAAUACAAUUUUGUCGAAAAUUCGUAAAUCAGAUCCACCGAAGUCGGACAAACUGGGAUCGUUCAUUAAUUUUGGUGUGCUUGUGCAACAACUCUGCGACCACCUCGAAGCUACGAAUCUUGUGGAUCAUUUGGUCAACCCUAUGUUGAUCCAAGAACUCGUGGAAAAACUUCCUGCAAGUACCAAAAUUGAUUGGGUUCGAUAUAAACGACAGUGUGGAAGAGUGACCUUGCGAACACUAGCAGAUUUUUUGUCAGAUAUCGUCUCCGCAGCGAGUGAGGUAGCUAGUUCGGUGGAUAACGCUUCACAAUCUGGAAUUAAUCGAACGGGAAAAAUGAAGGCCAAUAAAAGUAGAGAGCAAGAAAGUAACGUUUAUGCACACUAUGGAUCCGUGAGUGUCGAUAGUAGAGUGGGAAACACAGCAAGAACCGAACGUAUUCCGUGCCCGAUGUGCGGUCAUACUAAUCACCGACUACGAAACUGUGAGAAUUUCCGUAAGCUGAGUGUUCAUCAGAGAUGGGAUGCGAUCGAAAAGUGGCAACUGUGUUCAAUUUGUCUGAACGCACAUGGAAAAUCAAAAUGUAAGCUAACCAUACGUUGUGCAGUAGAACAAUGCAGAGAGCGUCACAACACCCUACUUCAUCGAGUAGAAAAGCAGUUUAGCUGCAACACACAUGGAUAUGCAGCCAGAAACUCGAUCCUUUUUCGCAUGGCACCAAUCAUUUUGUCUAACGGAGACAGAUCAAUAGAAGCAACUGCAUUCCUGGACGAGGGGUCAUCCUAUACAUUAGUGGACAGUUCGAUAACCAAGCAACUGAAGUGCAAGGGUACAACACAACCUCUUCGUGUCACGUGGACAGCAGGAGUAUCCAGAUUGGAGAAAGACUCACAGAGAAUUCACCUGACAAUCGCAGCUCGAGAAACGCAGGAAAAGUUUGUAAUCCAAAACGUACACACGGUGGAUAAUUUGAAACUUCCAGUGCAGACAUUACGAUUCGAGGAAAUAGCAGAUAAGUACCGACAUUUGCAAGGUAUACCCAUGAUGGAUUAUGAUCAGGCUACACCGAUGAUUCUUAUCGGUCUCAAGCAUAUUCACUUGUUCGCCCCGUUGGAAUCACGUAUUGGACGACCAGGUGAACCCAUAGCAGUUCGCUCGAAAUUAGGUUGGACCGUCUAUGGCCCAAAAGACGCAGAGGAAAUUGGAAGCUUCGUUGGACAACACUCGUGUGUGGGUCUAACUAAUCAAGAACUACACGACCUUCUUAAGGCGCAGUAUUCACUGGAUGAAAAUGGCAUCUCCGCUCAAAUAUUACCAGAAUCUAAAGAUGAAGUAAGAGCGCGGGAAAUCUUGGAAAAAACAACAGUUCGAGUUGGAGAGCGGUUCAUGACUGGACUGCUUUGGAAAGAAGAAGAUCCUCGAUUUCCAGAUAGUUUACCCUUAGCAAUGAAACGGAUGAAAAGUUUGGAAAAAAGGUUGUCUGCUAGUCUUGAAUUAUCAACGAUCGUUCGACAGCAAAUAAUACAGUACCAACAGAAGGGUUACUGCCAUCAAGCUACACGAGAGGAGCUGGAAGGAAGCGAUCCAAAUAGGGUGUGGUACUUACCAUUAAAUAUUGUACUUAACCCUAAAAAGCCAAGUAAGGUCCGCUUGGUAUGGGACGCAGCUGCGGUAGUGAAAGGAGUUUCUUUGAACUCGAAACUUCUCAAUGGACCCGACAACCUAACGCCUUUACCAGCAGUGAUAUGCAAAUUCAGGGAACAUCUCAUCGGCUUCGGCGGUGACAUCCGAGAGAUGUUCCAUCAGAUAGAAAUGCAACCAGCAGACAAACAGGCAUUGAGGUUUGUGUUCGACAACGUUGUAUACGUUAUGGAUCGUGCGAUAUUUGGGGCUACAUGCUCUCCUUGUUCGGCCAUGUAUGUGAAGGACAGAAAUGCUGAGGAUUUCAAGGAUCAGUUUCCAGAUGCUUGUGAUGCGAUAGUCAACAAGCAUUACGUUGAUGAUUAUUUUGAUAGUACAGACACCGUAGGAGAAGCGGUUCAGCGAGCUUCCGCUGUACGAUUUAUCCAUUUGAAAGCUGGUUUUGAAAUCAGAAACUGGGUUUCGAAUGCUCCCGAAUUUCUUCGCCAAAUUAGCCAACCUGAAGAAACAGAAAAAGUUUGUCUUGAUUCUUCGAAACCAGAUCGUGUGCUGGGGAUUGUGUGUGAAACCAAACGAGACAACUUCACCUUUGUCCUCAAAGUGCGAAAUGAUUUAUCACCAUAUGUGUACGAAGAACGUGUACCUACUAAACGCAUCGUGCUAAGCUGCGUAAUGAGCUUGUUUGAUCCAUUGGGUUUCAUAACACCGUUUACGUUUUUUGGAAAAGUUUUGAUACAAACCCUUUGGAGAUCAGGAUGCGAUUGGGAUCAAACUAUCAAUGAACAAGCAGCUGUAGACUGGAAGCGCUGGACGAAGCAUUUGGUGGACGUGGCGAAGGUUGAAAUCCCAAGAUACUAUUUCGGUGAUGGUCUGAUGCUGGAGUACAGUACAUUACAGCUACAUAUUUUUGUAGACGCGAGCGAAAGCGCGUAUGGAUGCGCCGGAUACUUCAGAAUAAUGGCGGGAGAAGUCCCUCGUUGUGCACUCGUUCAAGCCAAAUCGAAGGUAACGCCAUUGAAGCUUGUAUCAAUACCUCGACUCGAACUAAUGGCCGCAGUCCUUGGUAUUCGGCUAGCAGAAUCGAUCAAAGCAAACCACAACUUCCUUGUAAAAGAUGUAUUCUAUUGGACCGAUUCUAGCACUGUCCAUUCUUGGAUCAUUUCCGAACAACGAAAAUAUAAAAGCUUUGUUGCAUUCCGAAUUGGAGAGAUCAUCAGUCGAUCAAAGCCUUCGCAAUGGAAUUGGAUAAGAGGCAAAGGCAACGUGACGGACCAUCUAACAAAGUGGAAGGUUGGUCCACACAUUGGAGAGGAAAGUCCUUGGUUCCGAGGACCAAAAUUUUUAUAUGAAUCAAGUAUGAACUGGCCGCAGCAGUUACCAAAAACAGCGAAUGUACAGGAGGAAAUGCGAGCAACGUUUCUACUACAUACGAUUGAGAUUCAAGGAUCACUUAUGGACGUUUCAAGAAUUUCGAAAUGGAACGUGCUGAUCAGAACACUCGCAUGUGUCAAUCGAUUUAUUUACAACAUUCGUGCGAAAUGCAAGGGCAAACCAAUCGUAGUAGUUCCAGCUACAUCGAAAAUUAAAGCGAUGGCGCUGAUACCGUUACCAUCAAUUCAAAAAUCGUUAUCAAGGGAAGAAUAUCAGGUUGCGGAAAGGAUCCUCUGGAAAAUGGCGCAAGCAGACGGAUUUCCAGAUGAGGUGCGAGUUUUUACCAAAAUCCGGCAGGAUGAUUGCAGUAGUUCUAUGAAAAUUGAAAGGAACAGCAGUUUAUUCAAGCUCUCUCCGAUUAUGGACGAAUUUGGAAUCAUUCGAAUGGAAGGUCGAACAAAACCCGUUGAGUUCAUUCCAUUCGAGCUUCGUUUUCCGAUUGUACUUCCGAAAGGUCACCUUAUUACACGUAAAUUGAUUGAACAUUACCAUCAUAAAAUGGGACACGCUGGGCGAGAAACAGUAGUAAAUGAAUUGAGGCAAAGAUUUUACAUCCAGAACAUCCGGAUGGAAUUGAGUAAGGUGAUGAAGGCUUGUGUUUGGUGUAAGAUAAAACGCUGCAGACCGGUAAUUCCAAGAAUGGCUCCAUUGCCAGCACAAAGAGUUACAUCAAAUCUACGUCCCUUCAGCUUCACAGGUGUAGAUUUCUUUGGACCAAUUAUUGUUUCAGUAGGGCGUCGAUCGGAGAAACGAUGGGUUGCGUUGUUCACGUGCCUGACCACAAGAGCAAUCCAUCUCGAGGUCGCACAUAGUCUUUCUAGCCAAUCAUGUUUGAUGGCGAUUCGAAGAUUUGCUUGCCGUAGAGGUUUUGCGCUGGAAUUUUUCUCCGAUCAGGGAACAAAUUUUGUCGCUGCGAGUAAGGAAGUGAUGAAGACCAUUAUAAAGGAUUGCUGCGAAGUGUAUACUGACGCGAGAACGAAAUGGAGUUUCAACCCGCCGUCCGCGCCCCACAUGGGUGGGGCGUGGGAACGUUUAGUUCGAUCUACGAAACAGGCAUUGUCAGUUUUAGAUGAUGGUCGACGACUGACUGACGAACUACUGUUAACUGUCUUGGCCGAAGCAGAAGAUGUUAUAAAUUCGAGACCGUUGACUUACGUCCCGCAGGAGUCCGCUGAUGGAGAAGCAUUAUCGCCCAACCACUUUCUGCGAGGUUAUCCAUCGAGCGGUGCAGAAGGCUAUCCAGAAGCAGCAGACGAGGCAGCAGCGUUACGUGAUCAAUACAAACGAUCUCAAUGGUUGGCCAAAGCAUUUUGGAAAAGAUGGCUGUUAGAAUACUUGCCAUUGAUCAACAAGAGGAGUAAAUGGCACGAGGAACGAGAGCCAAUUCAGGAAGGAGAAAUAGUUUACAUGGCCGACGACGAUAAUCGUCGGAAUUGGUUACGGGGAAUUGUAGUGGAAGUCAUCAGAGGACUAGAUGGCCGCAUUAGACAAGCAGUUAUACGAACUACGAAAGGAACAUAUCGGCGACCGGUGGCGAAGUUGGCGGUACCUGAAAUUAGAAACCGUAAAUCCGGAUGUAGCCAGGAGUUUUCACCGGAUGUACGGGGUGGGGCUGUAGAGGUACCACCCGGACCAACAUCAAAAUAUACAUCCCUGUAG